Aspergillus japonicus CBS 114.51 is the source of this 4074-nucleotide messenger RNA. Its product is annotated as RNA dependent RNA polymerase. Gene Ontology annotation, molecular function: RNA-directed RNA polymerase activity. The transcript is spliced from 5 exons. Bases 1 to 4074 code for a protein of 1357 amino acids. NCBI's taxonomy places the organism in Eukaryota, Fungi, Ascomycota, Eurotiomycetes, Eurotiales, Aspergillaceae. Gene Ontology annotation, cellular component: nuclear RNA-directed RNA polymerase complex. The record is from RefSeq and is a predicted model, not a curated record. Gene Ontology annotation, biological process: siRNA processing.
AUGAGCACACGAGGAAAACAAGUCGUGUUGAGGGACAGAAGGGAUGCCCUUCAAGCUCAAGCUGGGUCUCCACGGAAAACAGUGAUUGCGAACCUCAUGCCUCCAUGGAAGUCGUUCGAUUCUUUGGCUAUCCUUCUUCAUCAGAUUCCAGACGAGGCCGAUGCAGCUUGUAUAUGGCAUUCUUUCAAAAACGAAGGGCACAUUUUCUCCAUCGACCUCUUCGAGAACUUUCAGGGAAAACGAACCUCGCGAGGGAAGAUACGCUUCAGGCCGCCUCCCAUUAAGGACUUUUGGAGCCAAGGCAGCUACACCAUUCAUCUGCCUGGUGGUCGGUCGGCCACCAUUUCCGUCAAGCCUGAGCUCAGUUCACCGAACGACCGCAUCCAGUCUCCUUCCCAUCCGGACGUACAUUAUCCAGUAGAGGUUAAGGUUCCACUCGUUUCUCUGAAUAUUGGUGUCAUGGUCGGUGAGAACGUCUUUUUACCAAUGCGGACAGUUGAGAAUCCACCCGGCGGUGGCCUUUGUAUUGUUCUUGACAUGAGGUCCAGAGCUAUGCUCGUUCAAUUUCAGAUCCAAAUCUUUGACUCCACCAAUAAGAAGACCUCCGUGCGUGAAACCUACAGAAACUACCAGAUUAGAAUUCCCUUCGUGCAGCUGAAUGGAGUUACUCAGAGGCGCAACGCGGACACCAGGUCGAUCUCACAUCUGACUAUCCUUGACUCCCCUCCUAUUUAUCAGCGGCGGAUAGAUGAUAUCAGGUCGACAUUCCUGGAGGACCAUCAUUGGAGGGAUGCGGACACAUGGUAUAGACAAACUCAGAUCGUCCACCAGCCGCGGAGGCUGUCUGGUCUUCCCCUCAGCCUACAAAGGCAACAUUCAGUCAUUGACUUAGGUCGUUGGACAGCUUUCGAGUUCAACUUCCGAGAUGGUUGUGAGGACCUAGGGCAAUUUCAGACCCUGUGCGAGAUACUCAAGGACUACAACAUCAAAGUGAAAGAGAGUAACUACGACAUCAAAGCUGAUGGCAGCAAGGAGAGGACUCCCCCUAUCUGGAAGUGGAUCGACUUGACAGAGACCCAAGCCUCUCCAAACAGCAAGGCUCCCGAGAUCUCGACCUCACUGCAGUCUCUGUCUGACUCGACCUAUGUUUACCUUCCGUUUGCCGUCCGAUAUCAAUUGGAGGUUUGCAUUUCCAACGGAUACCUCUCAGAAUUCAGUAUGACACGCGAGUUCGCUGCAAGACUGGCUGAGCUAGAGGAUACCAGAGCCAAGAAGCUCCUAGAGCACGUGGCAACACAAAAGCGAGUUUACCACAACCCUCUGGAAAUUUUCGAUCUCAAAUUUAUCAAAGGAGUGACAGAUGCGAAAAUACCACCCUACUGUUGCUAUAUGCGCUCCGCCAGGAUAACUCCAACCACUAUCUACUUCAACUCACCCACAGUCGACAUAUCAAACAGGAUCAUUCGACGUUAUGUCGAGCACGCAGAUCGAUUCCUUCGUGUAAGGUUCACGGAUGAGAAGCUUCUGGGUCGUAUUAACUCAACCAUGGAUAACACAAGGAACGAAAUCUUCACUCGCAUCAAGAGAGCCUUGGCCAAUGGCAUAGUCAUCGGUGACAGGCACUACGAGUUUCUUGCAUUCGGAAAUUCGCAGUUUCGCGAACACGGCGCUUACUUCUUCGCCCCGCUGCCGGGCCUCACAACUAGCAACAUUCGCAAGUGGAUGGGCCACUUUAGCCAUAUACGCAACGUCGCUAAGCAUGCAGCACGGCUAGGGCAAUGUUUUUCAACCACCAGGGCGAUAGCUGGCUGCCCUGUGCAGAUCCGAAAGAUCAACGACGUAGAGCGUAAUGGCCAUGUCUUCUCUGACGGCGUCGGAAGAAUAUCAAGAUUUCUUGCACAAAUGGCAAUGACAGAAUUGAAAAUCAAAACACCAUCUGGUGACCCUCCUUCCGCGUUUCAGUUUCGCCUUGGAGGAUGCAAGGGCAUGCUCGUUGUUUCUCCUGAAGCUCAGCCCCAAGAGGUUCAUAUUCGCAAGAGCCAAUACAAGUUCACCGCAAUUCAUAACAACUUGGAGAUCAUUCGCUGGUCUCAGUUUAGCAUCGCUACGCUUAACCGACAACUGAUUGUCGUUCUGUCGACCUUGGGCAUACCCGACAAUGUGUUUCAUGAUAAGCUUCAGGACAUGCUUCAGAAUCUUGAUCAAGCCAUGGAAAAUAAUUCCCUGGCAAUCUCGCUUCUUAGGAGAUAUGUCGAUCCGAAUCAAAAAACACUCACUGUCAGUGAAAUGAUAUCCGACGGGUUCAUGAUGUCUCGGGAGCCAUUCCUGACAUCGGUGAUGGCCUUAUGGAGAGCUUGGCACCUCAAGUACCUGAAAGAGAAAGCAAAAAUAGUAAUUGAGCGAGGUGCUAAUCUCCUGGGAUGUAUGGAUGAGACUGGUAUACUCAGAGGAUUCUACUAUAACAAUAUCCCCAAGGACAAUGAGCCCCUCGAAAAACAGCUGGCGGCGCUACCCCAAAUCUUCUUGCAAAUCUCCCAACCCGAGGCAGAAGGCAGUGAAGAUGGGAAGACGUACACCAUAGUUGAAGGUGUCUGCAUACUGGCUCGAAAUCCAUCCCUUCACCCCGGUGACAUCCGGGUGGUUAGAGCUGUUGACGUCCCGCAGUUGCACCAGCUUCACGACGUAGUUGUAUUGCCCCAGACCGGUGAUCAAGAUAUCGCCAGCAUGUGUUCCGGUGGAGACCUUGAUGGCGAUGACUACCUGGUCAUUUGGGAUCAAGAUCUACUGCCCCAGGAUUGGUUUCGUCCACCUAUGAGAUACACCAGCAAGAAGGCCCCAGACUUGGAUCACGAUGUCACUGUUGAUGAAAUCACAUCUUUUUUUGUGACUUACAUGAAGAACGAUUGCCUUCCGAUGAUUGCACAUGCACAUCUUGCAUGGGCUGAUCGUCUGGACAAUGGAGUCAAUGAAGACAAAUGUCUGCGACUAGCGCAGCUGCAUUCGGAUGCUGUGGAUUACAACAAGACUGGGAUCCCAGCAGCUAUGACUCGCAACCUCCAGCCUCAUAUGUGGCCUCAUUUUAUGGAGAAGAAGGGGAAGGGGCCUGACAAGAUCUAUCGAUCGAAAAAGAUUCUGGGUCAGCUUUACGACGCCGUGGAACGCGUUGACUUUACACCCAGUCUUGGGAUGCCAUUCGACAAGCGAAUCCUCGACUGCAAACUGCAAGUGAGUGAGAAACUCUAUCAAUUUGCCAAAGAUCUUAAGAUCGAAUAUGAUACGGCGACCCUUCGCAUCAUGGCCCAACAUGAAAUCAAGACUGAAUUCGAAGUCUGGUCGACUUUUGUUCUCAGCCAUGCGAACAUGAGUAAGGAUUUCAAGUUUCAUGAGGAGAUCGGAACCCUAGCCCUGGGUCACAUUGAGAGCUUCAAAAAGAGGUGCUAUACCGAAGUUGGUGGCCGCAAUUUCGAGCAGCUGGCACCUUUAGCGCUUGCUAUGUACCGCGUCACGCAUUCGGAUAUAGCCGCUGCCCUGAAGAAGCACCGCGAAGAUUCUCACCGAGAAGCCGGUGGAGAGUCCUCACAGCAGAAGCCUGAAAUGAGUCAAUGGCCGCUGAUCAGCUUUCCGUGGAUUUUCCCCCAUGUUCUCGGCAAAAUUGCAAAAGCAGGCACCAAAGAAACGGAAGAUGUCCUGGAUGAUGAUCCGUUUGGCCUAUUUGAGGGUGAGACUGUCGCUAAAUCAUCCCAUCCUCAUCAGAUCACCAACAUCGCCAAUGGCAAGACCGCAAAUGUCCAGUCGCUUGAAGACCUCCUCGAUUUCGGCCUCUCGGAUACUCCCAGGCCUUCGGCCCUGUCUGCCACAGAGUCACCAGACUCGGCAGCAAACCUGCUUGAAGUUUGUGACACCGUGGCCAAGAUGAAGCUUGAACCUGGCAAGCUUUCCGAGAAUAUGAAGCUGGAUUCCGAGAGUACAAAGGUGGAUUCUGAUACUAGAUCCGAGUGUCUUGACCUCGUUGAAGAGGAGACCUUGGAGCCGACCACGGUCGAUAAGCUGAAUGCGCUGCUCGGUCUUUUCUAG